AUGGCCUCUCGUUCAAGUAGAUCAUCAUACUUUGGCAACGAGCGGUUCAAACCUCGACAAGUGGUGCGAGCUCCAGAAGAUGCAUCACAAACGAAGGGGGGUGCCUUUGACUACGUCCUCCUCUGUGUCAAGGCCCUACCAGAUGUCUACGACCUUGCCGCCGUCAUCGAGUCCGUCGUUACCCCACAACAUACAUGUAUCCUCGUUAAUACAACACACGCGUUAGGCGUCGAGGCCCAUAUCGAAUCCAGGUUUCCUAGCAACGUUGUCCUGUCCCUCGUUUGUGGCGCGGAGAUUACACAAUUAGCUCCCAGCGAGUUCGAACACAAAGGGUCAACGGAGAUCUGGGUUGGGCCGGCAAAUAUAAACCCAUCGAUGCCGGGCACGAUACAGAAUGAUAUGGCUGAGGCAUUGGCAAUGACCCUGAGCAGUGGGCAGGUGGACUGCCAUGUUUCCAAUAACAUACGCCAACAGCAAUACGAACGUAUGAUCGGCCCAAUUGCCUUCCAGCCCCUGAGCGUAAUAUUCGAAACCCCUUCGCAUUCAGCCUUACUAGAGAAAGUGGGCGUCAAGUCACUGAUAUCUGAUAUUUUUGACGAGCUCCUCAACAUCGCCCAAGCACAAGACUGUCGUUUCCCUGCGGAUUUCAAGGCGAAGGUCAUGGGCGAAAUGGUGCGACCAACAGAGGCAAACAGUAUCAUGUACCAGGAUUUUGCCGCCAGACGACCAAUGGAGAUUGAAACAUAUCUAGGAUCGCCCAUUAAGCUUGCACAGAGUGUGGGUGUUCAAGUACCACGCAUCGACACUUUAUAUACGAUUCUUCACAACUUAAACAUUGUCAAUCAGCAGAGAAAGGAUAUUCCGGCGCCGUCUCCAGGCCCCAAUGGGGCCCCAGCACGGUUGUCCUCUCUUCCGCCCGGGAGAGCGAUGAUGAAUGGCCCUCCCAAUGGCAUGGGACCCAACAGAGGCCGCGGAAGAACGCCAUCGAUGAAUGGCCCCCCAAUGGGCAUGCGCAGAGGGCCUCCGCCGAUGAGUGGUGGCCCAGCUAAUGUAUAUGGUAGAGCUGUGAACGGCAAUGGAUACCCUGGUCCCCGAAACCAAUCCAGAAGGGGCUCGCUGGAUGGCAAUGACCUAGAAGAAUUCAGCCACCUGGUACUGUAUGAUGAUAUUCCGGAAUCGGGGGAAUCUAAUUAUGGGGGUGAUGGUCCUGAAAUGGGAAUGCGUGAGCGAGAACUAAUGCUCCGACAACGAGAGCUUGCAUUGAGAGAACAGGAAAUGAGAAUGCGAAGUCGUGGCGGCCCCGGACCCCGCAGAUCAGCCGCACCAUCAAUACGAAAUGGUGGAUAUGAUGACGAUGACGACGAGGACGGUUUCGAUCCUCAAGAUGGCCCUCCCCCACCCGUAAUUGAUCCUGAUAACUUUGAUAUGAUGAGUGUCACCUCUCGUCGAAACCGCAAGGCUCCUAGUGCAAGCCAAUUCCGCAAGAACCCAGAAUUUGGCGACGCUCCUCCGCGGAGAGGGGGUGGUUUCAUGCGCCCUGGAUAUUUGAGGAACCGGGCUAGUGCGCAAAUGAUGAGCCAAGUCCCUGGCCUACAUGAUAGCCUGAUGGAUGACCCCCUCAUGGGCUACUCGUCGAACCGAUAUGGCACGGUUGAUCGGCAACAAAUGGGAAAGGAGUCUAGGAAUAACUCGCUCACAUCUGUUAGACUCGACGAGCUACAAUAUGGCGGACCUCCCCACCCCAACGGUGCCGGGCCUUAUCCACGGCGAGCGAGUCAAUCCCCAGGCAAUCCAUAUAGUCCGCAGAUGGGGAGAGGUGGCAGACCAUCGCCUCCCAACGGAUACGGCCCUCCGAUGAAUGGUCGGCCUUCUCCGCCAGGAGGUAUGAUGAGGCAGCCGGUCCCGCGUCAUCCUCCCGGUCAUGGAAAUUCGGUUGCACCGCAACAGGUUGAACAAUAUGCAGGGGUGAGCGCCCUCCAUCCUCCGAAAGGCCCCAUGAACGUUCGAAGUCUGACGGGUAGUGCGAGUGCUAGCGCGGGGAGUGGUGAUAGUGCCAAUAUCGAUUCCGAGCCCUCUGCUCAUAGCAGCCAGAGCAGUCUUGGACCACGACCGCCCACCGGCGUACGGUAA
Messenger RNA from Venustampulla echinocandica, 2130 nucleotides. RefSeq lists its product as uncharacterized. The record is from RefSeq and is a predicted model, not a curated record. NCBI's taxonomy places the organism in Eukaryota, Fungi, Ascomycota, Leotiomycetes, Helotiales, Pleuroascaceae. Gene Ontology annotation, molecular function: oxidoreductase activity. The transcript has 4 exons. Gene Ontology annotation, cellular component: cytoplasm. Bases 1 to 2130 code for a protein of 709 amino acids.